CACCAUGUCUGAAAACGAAUUCAUAAAACCAAAUGUAGUCGACAGUGAUGAUGACGAUGAUACAGUUUGCUUGGGCGAAUCUUUCUUCAUAGAUGACAACUAUGAGCUUACUACGUUUACAUUUGGGCCACAUGUCCUUCAACUUCUUUGUCUCCAAUCAUCUUCGACUGAUUUCGAUUUAACUGGACAGUUAGUAUGGCCUGGUGCAAGGCUGUUGAAUGAAUACCUUUCAAAUAACGUUGAGCUGCUACAAGGUUGUUCUGCUGUAGAAUUAGGAUCUGGUGUAGGUGUUACAGGCAUACUUUGCAGCAGAUUUUGUCAUAAAGUCGUGCUUACAGAUCAUAAUGAUGAAGUCCUCAAGAUCUUGAAGAAAAACAUAGAUCUUCAUGUAUCUUCUGACAACCCUAGUUCAUGUUCUGCUUUAAGUUCAGAGAAACUAGAAUGGGGAAACACUGAUCAACUUAACCAAAUAAUACAAAAGCAUCCGGAAGGAUUCGAUCUUAUUCUUGGAGCUGACAUCUAUAUCCUAUCAUUUCUAUCAUUUCUUUCUAUUAGAAAAUUUGUUCCUCCACUCUUUGACACUGUGAAAGAGCUUCUUUCUCAACAUGGGAAAAAGCAAUGUAGGUUCAUAUUGGCUUAUGUCUCACGUUCUAAAAUGAUGGAUGCAAUGGUACCCAAAGAAGCGGGUAAUCACGGGCUAAAGAUCCAUGAAGUUGAUGGGACCCGAUCAGUGAUUGGAAAUCAUGAGGGGGUUAUAUAUGAGAUAACCCUUUAGAAACUUAGAAAAAUUAAUUAAAUAUGAUUCUUUGAUAAUUCAUAAUUGUGUGG
Lactuca saligna is the source of this 828-nucleotide messenger RNA. The record is from the annotation of a GenBank genome assembly. Lineage: Eukaryota; Viridiplantae; Streptophyta; Magnoliopsida; Asterales; Asteraceae.